AAGAAAUGGUUAUCAAAGAUAGUGACUUUGAUCAAGCGCUUGAUUUCGCAUUACUUCGCAGAGACAUGGGAUUUAUAUGGGAUACCGGAAAGGACGAACAUGUGAUAAAUGGAACCAUGAAUCCGGAGUUGAUUCAACGAGCCAAGGAACGGGCUAUACGUGCUCAGCUGAACUCUGCUGAUGGUGAUACAGCUGAGACUCAUGAUCAGUUCUAUCGUGACCAUAAGUUACUGCUUGUAUUGUUUCGGGCAUUAGCAGUUAUGCCGAUUCUUCGAUCAUCUCCAGGACGAAUCACGUUCAACUGGAAAUCCUGGGCAUCAAUUUACGCAUAUUGCUUCUACCUAGUCAGUAGCGUUGUCGUGCUGAUCGUUGGAUACGAGCGAAUCGUUAUUUUGCAACAAACGAAGAAAUUCGAUGAGUACAUUUAUGGAAUACUUUUCGUAAUUUUUCUUGUACCACAUUUUUGGAUACCAUUUGUUGGUUGGGGUGUGGCAAAGCAUGUAGCGGUUUAUAAAACCAUGUGGGGUACGUUCCAGGUUCGUUAUUAUCGCGUCACAGGGACGAACCUAAAAUUUCCAAAUUUGAAGAUACUAAUUAUUAUAUUUUCUUUUGGUUGCCUGGUGUGUUCAAUUGUGUUCUUACUAUCACUCAGUUUUUUGCUUGAUGGGUUUACUCUUUGGCACACAUUGGCUUACUAUCACAUCAUCACCAUGCUUAACAUGAACAGUGCACUUUGGUACAUUAAUAGUCGAGGCAUUCGGGUAGCUUCUUCCAGCUUGUCGGAUCGAUUCCGAAAAGACGUUGCAAUAGAAUGCACAGCGGCUAUGAUUUCCCAGUACCGUUUUCUAUGGUUAAAUCUAAGCGAACUGCUCCAACUGUUGGGAAAUGUGUAUGCUCGUACGUAUUCCACCUAUUGUUUGUUCAUGUUUGUCAAUAUCACCGUUGCCAUCUAUGGAGCACUGUCGGAGGUUAUCGACCAUGGCUUCGGAUUUUCUUUCAAGGAGAUUGGAUUGAUUGUCGACACGGUGUACUGUUCGUUAUUGCUGUUUAUAUUUUGCGACUGUUCGCACAAUGCUACACUCCAGGUCGCUCAAGGAGUACAGGACACAUUGUUGGGUAUCAAUCUGCUGAAGGUUGAUCUUCCCACCCAGAAGGAAAUAGAUCUUUUCAUUCAGGCCAUCGAAAUGAACCCGGCUAUUGUGAGUCUCAAGGGAUACGCCGAAGUGAAUCGGAAGUUGCUGACGGCGAGUAUCGGAACUAUAGCCAUUUAUUUGAUCGUUCUUCUGCAAUUCAAAUUGUCGUUGAUUUCUCAGCAAAUGCCAAACGAACUACUACAAAGUGUGGAACAUCUCGUAAAACAUAAUUAGGUUCUGUUGAUUCACGAAUGCUCGAUUUAUGG
This is a messenger RNA of Malaya genurostris, 1399 nucleotides long. Its product is annotated as gustatory and odorant receptor 22-like. Gene Ontology annotation, cellular component: neuronal cell body; axon; membrane. Bases 6 to 1367 code for a protein of 453 amino acids. The record is from RefSeq and is a predicted model, not a curated record. The transcript is spliced from 2 exons. Lineage: Eukaryota; Metazoa; Arthropoda; Insecta; Diptera; Culicidae. Gene Ontology annotation, biological process: sensory perception of taste.